Molecule: messenger RNA, 492 nt
Organism: Prorocentrum cordatum
Lineage: Eukaryota; Dinophyceae; Prorocentrales; Prorocentraceae
Source: the annotation of a GenBank genome assembly
GCCCUCACCACGAAGUUUGUCCGCCGAGCCCAAGCCCGCGACGUUGGCAAGGGCAAGCUCCAGUUCGCGAGAUGGGCCCAGGCACGCUGGAAAGAUAAGCCUGGUGCGCUCCAUCGGAACGUUAGGGGCCCCAUCAGCGAGGUGCCGGAGAUCCACGGCUCCGCGGACCCGACUUUCACGAUGGCUACCCAAGCGGACUACUGGCGGCAAGUUUGGCAGGACCCCGUCGAUACGGUCUCAGAUAUCUUGGCGGCGCUUCGUCGCGACCGACAAUGCGCCCAGGAUCAGGACGCACCACCCCUCACCCUGCACGACUUGGACGAGGUACUUGCGCGGGCGUCGGCAAGGAAGGCCACUGGGAUCGACAAUUUCACCGUUGACGACCUCGCCAGGCUCAAGGCGCACUGGGACACGGCGCCGGCAGGCCCAUCAGCCCUGCGCGCCUCCAUCAGACUCCUCGUGGACGAGGCGGCCAUUGCGAACGACAAGCAU